This is a messenger RNA of Verticillium nonalfalfae, 660 nucleotides long. RefSeq lists its product as uncharacterized. Bases 1 to 660 code for a protein of 219 amino acids. The record is from RefSeq and is a predicted model, not a curated record. The transcript has a single exon. NCBI's taxonomy places the organism in Eukaryota, Fungi, Ascomycota, Sordariomycetes, Glomerellales, Plectosphaerellaceae.
AUGUCAAACGUUGCUCAGUUGCCGCUGCAUAUACAGCUCGUCCAUCUCCGGGAGAUUCUCUCGACGAAUGCGACCCUUGUCGCUGUGAUCAAUCGUGCAGCACGGCUCGGCCUGCCGAACUGGUACCUGGCGGCGGGGUCCCUCUCGCAGACCAUAUGGAACAACGUAUCAGGCAUGCCGUCGGACACGGGCAUCAGUGACUACGACCUCGUAUACCACGACGCCUCGGAUCUCUCCUACGAUGCAGAAGACGAACAUAUUCAGGCUGGCAGGGCACUUUUCGCCGACCUAGGCGUGGACGUUGAGAUUCGGAACCAGGCGCGCGUCCACCUCUGGUAUGAGCAGAAACACGGCGUUCCGUGUCCGCCCCACGGCAGCACGGAGGCGGGCAUCGACUCGUGGAUCUCAACGAGCGCCAUGCUCGGCGUGAGACUGGAAUUUGACGGGCAGUGGACAGUGUAUGCGCCCCGAGGGCUUUCGGACUUUUUCAACAUGGUUGCUAGGCCUAACGCAGUCCUGGGCACGAGAGAGGCAUAUGAGAAGAAGGCGAGGCGUUGGAAGGGAAUCUGGCCGACACUUCAAGUUGAGCCCUGGCCUGCGUCGACAACAGAGGCUACAGCUAUCGAGCUUCCAGACGAAGCGGCUUUCGAAAAUCUGUAG